Molecule: messenger RNA, 516 nt
Organism: Cylicocyclus nassatus
Lineage: Eukaryota; Metazoa; Nematoda; Chromadorea; Rhabditida; Strongylidae
Source: the annotation of a GenBank genome assembly
AUGCAGAGUGAGUCUGCAUUUCCAAUUCAACAUUUUAAAUUCAUAAAAGCAUCAAAUGCUCAUGUUCUGCACGACACUUCCACGCUACAGCAAAAGAUGCAAAGGGCACCGCUUUUGUUAUCUGUUCUAUUCAAAUUAACAAAUUGCUUUUCGAUGAAGGUAGGUAGGUUGCAGUCAGUAGCGGUGACAGGUGUACUGGAAUGUAAUGGAGCACCAGCCGAAAAUGUAAAGAUCAUGCUUUACGACAAGGGUAUCUUAUCCAACUCGAAACUGGACGAAGGAAGCACAGAAAGUUCUGGUAGAUUCUAUCUUUCUUGGAGCAAACGAGAAGUUACCAAGAUUGAUCCCGAGAUCAGCAUCUACCACAAUUGCAAUCACAAUAAACAAUGCUACAAAAGGAUUAGAAUCGGUAUUCCAAAGAAAUUUAUCAGUAUCGGUAGCAUCCCUUUCUAUACUUUCGAUAUUGAGAAGCUCGAUCUUGCUGUCGGAACUUCUGGUGAAACUACGAGAUGCUGA